AUGAAUUUAUUAUUAGACAUCGAUCGGAAACAUGAACAACAGUUGAAAGAAAGGGGUGGCAAUCUUGGUUACAUUUUCAAGACCAUUACCACACCUACUUCACAAGAAGUUCAAAAGAGAUUUAAUUGUGUCUCGGAUCAACAACGUGUUCUUCUUUUGGAUACUGUAUUAAGAUUUAAAUUCAAUGUUGAUCUCGAAAAGGAAUUGUUUAUUAGAAAAGAUUUGGAUAUUGUCGUGGAUCGUUUCUUUUCAGCUACUCUCGGUGACGAUGAGAAUUUAACAUCUUCAGAUAUCAACAUGAAUCAUGCUUCAGAAGAUAUUAAGAAAUUAUUCCACAAAUUCCAUCCGCAAUCUCAUGACAAACGUGCAGCAUUGAAUGUUGAAAAGGAGGCUUGUAUGUAG
Molecule: messenger RNA, 402 nt
Organism: Naegleria lovaniensis
Lineage: Eukaryota; Heterolobosea; Eutetramitea; Acrasida; Naegleriidae
Exons: 2
Coding region: 1-402 (133 amino acids)
Source: RefSeq, a predicted model, not a curated record